Cheilinus undulatus (humphead wrasse) is the source of this 7333-nucleotide messenger RNA. RefSeq names its product phosphatidylinositol 4-kinase, catalytic, alpha b (gene pi4kab). The record is from RefSeq and is a predicted model, not a curated record. Gene Ontology annotation, biological process: phosphatidylinositol phosphate biosynthetic process; phosphatidylinositol-mediated signaling. Lineage: Eukaryota; Metazoa; Chordata; Actinopteri; Labriformes; Labridae. The coding region runs from base 56 to 6364 and encodes 2102 amino acids. The transcript is spliced from 55 exons. Gene Ontology annotation, molecular function: 1-phosphatidylinositol 4-kinase activity. Gene Ontology annotation, cellular component: plasma membrane; cytoplasm.
UGUUUGCCUGUUUCCUCUCCUCGCUGAAUUUCGCCUCAUAGAUGUAGAGGUAAACAUGUCUGGAAUGGGAGGUGGUACGAGAGGAUUUUACUUCAACACAGUCCUGUCACUGGCCCGCUCUUUAGCUGCACACCGUCCCGCACCAGUCGAAAAGGUCCAAAAGCUACAAUGCAUGUGUCCAGUAGAAGUCCGCGGUGUGUUCACUCUGGAUGUACGUCGCAGAGAUGCUGUCAUUGCCCUGGCUGUGUUUCUGGUGGAAUCAGGCCUACAGCACAAAGACACACUUGUUUCCUACUUGUUGAGCCUAUUGCGAGGGCUACCACGGGUCCAAUGGAUCGAAGAGAGCUCUGGGAAGAAAGGAAAGGAAUUUCUCCCGGUUGCAGAAAACUUCAGCUUCUGUCUGGUAACUCUUCUGUCAGAUGUUGCUCAGAGGGACCCAGACUCACGAGAAGAGAUCAUGAAUGCUAUAAUGGAGGUCUUGCAGGCAUUACAGGACAUGUGCCAAACACCUGAUAAUCAUGAUAAAGUCUACCUGUGCAGGUAUCUGGUGCCCACUUUGCUGGGCAUGACUCGAGCAUUUGGCCGUUACAGCAACACGGAAGAAGCCCUACUGUCCAAAUUGUUCCCUAAAGAUUCCCCUCCGGCUCGUUGUGUCACAGAGGAAACCGAGGGAGUGAGACGCCGGUCCUUCAAUGACUUUCGUUCUAUCCUGCCAUCCUCACUUCUCACAGUGUGCCAAAGUGACACUCUGCGCAGAUCCACAGGCACCAACCUGGAUGCUUCCAUACCGGUGUUUACAGAUCCAGGAGGCCACUCACCCUGCUCUCCUACAGCCCCUGGCCCACAUUAUUUUGAAGGUGCCUACCUACCAGACAGCAGUGCAGUAGACCCUGACUACUAUUUCUCUACAGUCAGCUCCAGUUUCUCUGUGUCUCCUCUAUUCUUGGGAGCAGGAGAAAACGAGGUGGCGGUGCCGGUUGAAUUGCUCCGACAACUCCUUAACAUGGUGAAGAGGUUUGUUUCUGACCCCUUUUUGAAAACGCUGGAUGCCACAAUGACAGAAGUUACAGAGUCCAAUCCUGGAAUCAACCCCUGUUACAAAACCUUCAGUGACCCUCUCUAUGUGUGUGUUUUCAAAAUGCUGCGUGACACACUUUACUACAUGAAAGCCUUGCAGCAGGGGUUCGUACGGGAGGUGCAUGACUUUGUCCUGGAACAAUUUAGCAGCAGUCAGUCAGAGCUGCAGCGGGUACUCCAUGAUACUGGGGGGUUGCCGGGGGAACAGAGCCCCCUCAAGCUCCGUUGCCAAGCCAACGCUGCCUGCGUGGACCUCAUGGUGUGGGCCGUCAAAGAUGAGCAAGGAGCAGAAAAUCUUUGCACAAAGCUAUCAGAGAAGCUGCAGUCAAAAACAUCAAGUAAAGUCAUCAUUGCUCACAUGCCUCUACUCAUCUGUUGCUUACAGGGCCUGGGUCGUCUGUGUGAGAGGUUUCCAGUAGUCGCUCACUCUGCUACAACCUCGCUCAGAGAUUUCCUGGUGGUUCCUUCCCCUGUGCUUAUAAAACUCUACAAGUAUCACAGCCAGUAUAGCUCAGGCACAGGAGAAAUUAGAAUAAAUGUUACCAAUGAGCACUCUCAGUCCACCUUCAAUGUCCUGCCAAACAGGAAAGAUCAGCCGUCCAUGUACGAGCAGCUCAGAGACAUCUCCAUCGACAACAUAUGCAGAUGUCUUAAAGCUGGUCUAACCAUGGAUCAAGUGAUAGUGGAAGCCUUUCUGGCCAGUCUGUCCAACCGUCUCUACAUUUCACAGGAGAAUGACAAAGAUGCCCAUCUGAUCCCAGAUCACACCAUUCGAGCUUUGGGCCACAUUGCAGUGGCUCUGAGAGACACUCCUAAAGUGAUGGAGCACAUCCUGCAAAUCCUCCAACAGAAGUUCUGCCAGCCUCCUUCACAACUCGACGUUCUCAUCAUCGAUCAGCUUGGCUGCAUGGUCAUUACAGGAAAUCAAUACAUCUAUCAGGAGGUGUGGAACCUGUUCCAGCAGAUCAGUGUGAAGGCCAGCUCCGUGGUCUAUUCAGCAACCAAAGACUACAGAGAUCACGGCUAUAGGCACUGCUCCCUGGCUGUGAUAAAUGCUCUAGCCAACAUUGCUGCAAACCUGCAGGGGGAGCAACUGGUGGACGAACUGAUGGUAAACCUCUUAGAGCUGUUUGUGCAGCUGGGCCUGGAAGGAAAGCGAGCCAGUGAAAGGGCCUCGGACAAGGGACCAGCGCUGAAAGCAUCAAGUAGUGCAGGAAAUCUUGGAGUCCUCAUUCCAGUGAUUGCUGUGUUGACCAGGAGGCUUCCACCAAUCAAAGAGGCCAAGCCACGUCUCCAGAAGCUGUUCAGGGAUUUCUGGUUGUACUCUGUGGUCAUGGGUUUUGCUGUGGAAGGAUCAGGACUCUGGCCAGAGGAGUGGUAUGAAGGUGUUUGUGAGAUCGCCACCAAGUCUCCCCUUCUCACCUUCCCCAGUGGAGAACCUCUUCGUUCUGAACUACAGUACAACUCAGCCCUGAAAAAUGACACAGUCACACCGGCUGAGUUGAGUGAGCUGCGGCUCACCAUCAGUAACCUCUUGGACCCUCCUCCUGAAGGAUCUGCCCUCAUUAACAAGCUGGACUUUGCCAUGUCCACAUACCUGCUCUCAGUCUACAGACUAGAAUACAUGAGAAUGCUUCGAUCGAAUGAUCCUGACAGAUUCCAGGUCAUGUUUCGAUACUUUGAAGAUAAAGCUAUCCAGAAAGACAAAUCUGGCAUGAUGCAGUGCAUAAUUUGUGUUGGUGAUAAGGUGUUCGAUGUCUUCCUCCAGAUGAUGGCAGAUAAGCCAAAGACCAAAGAACAUGAGGAGGAGUUGGAACGCCACGCUCAAUUCCUACUGAUCAACUUCAACCACACACACAAGAGGAUUCGCAGAGUGGCGGAUAAAUACCUUUCUGGUUUGGCUGAGACAUUUCCCCAUCUGCUUUGGAGUGGCCGAGUGUUGAAGACCAUGUUGGACAUCUUGCAGACACUGUCCCUCUCACUUAGUGCUGACAUCCACAAGGAUCAGCCGUACUAUGAUAUUCCAGACACCCCGUACAGGAUCACGGUUCCUGACACUUAUGAGGCCCGAGAGAGCAUAGUUAAGGACUUUGCUGCUCGCUGUGGGGAGAUCCUGAAAGAGGCAAUGAAGUGGGCCCCUUCUGUUACAAAGUCGCACCUGCAGGAGUACUUAAACAAGCAUCAGAACUGGGUGUCAGGACUGUCCCAGCACACAGGCCUCGCCAUGGCUACAGAGAGCAUACUGCACUUUGCAGGCUACAACAGACAGAGUACUACACUAGGCGCCGCUUUCCCACAGACCACCCAGCUGACUGAGAGGCCAGCAUGUGUGAAGAAGGACUACUCCAACUUCAUGGCUUCACUCAAUCUGCGUAACCGCUACACAGGAGAGGUGGCAGGUAUGAUCCAGUUUUCCGAGGCGACCCACAGCCAGUCGGAUCUCAACAAGCUAAUGAUCCAUCAGAUGACCAGUGCUCUGGACAGGAAAGAGCCAGAGGCCUUCACCCAGGCCAUGUUCAAGAUGGCUGCCCUGCUAAUUACAACUAAAAAUUGUGAUCCUCUGCUCCUGCACCAUCUGUGUUGGUCUCCUCUGAAGAUGUUUACAGAACACGGCAUGGAAACUGCGAUUGCCUGCUGGGAAUGGCUUCUGGCUGCACACAACGGAGUGGAAGUGCCAUUCAUGCGUGAGAUGGCAGGAGCUUGGCAGAUGACAGUAGAGAAGAAGAUGGGUUUGUUUUCAGAGGCUAAGGUGGAAGCCGGACCCCUUGCCGUCUCAGAGGAGAGUCAGCCUGCACCCUGUGCUCCUGAUGUCAUCCCUCAUUUCCUCUGGAUAGAGUUUCUGGUGCAAAGAUUUGAGAUAGCCAAGUACAGCAGUGCAGACCAGGUGGAGAUAUUCACCGCCAUCUUGCAGCGAUCUCUGUCUCUGAGUGUCGGAGGACCUAAAAGCAGCCUUAACAGACAUGUUGCUGCCAUUGGGCCAAGAUUCAGAUUGCUGACUCUUGGUCUGACUCUUUUGCACGCUGAUGUUGUGACAAAUGCCACCAUCAGAAACGUACUUAGAGAAAAAAUCUAUUCCACAGCUUUUGACUACUUCAGUGUUGCUCCUAAAUUUCCCACCCAGACAGAUAAGAGGCUCAGAGAAGACAUCAGCAUUAUGAUCAAGUUUUAUGCCAGCUUGCAGUCGGAUAAGAAGUAUCUUGCUGCCAACCAGCUGGUUCCUCCAGAUCCUCAGGACAUGUCUGUGAACAGCCUGUCAGUAGUGGCAGUGACUGAUAGCAGAAGCAGUCUUGAUGCAGCUGUGGGUCAAAGGCAGCAGGUGGCUCAGGGGUGGAUCAACACGUACCCUCUGUCCUCUGGGAUGUCCACGAUAUCUAAAAAAUCAGGACUGUCCAAAAAGAGUAACAGAGGCUCUCAGCUGCACAAGUACUACAUGAAACGCAGAACUCUUUUACUGGCUUUACUGGCCAGUGAGAUUGAGCGGCUGACGAUUUGGUACAACCCGUUGUCCACUCAGGAGCUCGCUAUUUCUACUGAACAAUCAGUGGAGACCAGUAUUGCCAACUGGAGGUCCAAAUACAUUAGUCUGACAGAGAAACAGUGGAAGGACAACGUCAACCUGGCCUGGAGUAUUGCACCUUACCUUGCACUGCAGCUACCUGCCAGAUUUAAAAACACAGAGGCUAUUGUGUCUGAGGUGACUCGCCUCGUGAGAAUGGACCCCGCUGCUGUGUGUGAUGUUCCUGAAGCAGUAAAGUUCUUGGUGACAUGGCACACAAUUGAUGCUGACUCUCCAGAGCUGAGUCACAUCCUGUGUUGGGCCCCAGCAGAUCCCCCAACUGGACUGUCCUACUUCUCCUCCCUGUACCCUCCUCACCCUCUUACAGCACAGUAUGGAGUCAAAGUGCUCCGUUCAUUUCCUCCUGAUGCCAUUUUGUUUUACAUUCCACAAAUUGUCCAAGCACUGCGAUACGACAAGAUGGGUUAUGUAAGGGAGUACAUCCUCUGGGCUGCUCAGAAGUCUCAGCUCCUGGCUCACCAAUUCAUCUGGAACAUGAAAACCAACAUUUACCUGGACGAGGAAGGAAACCAGAAAGAUCCUGACAUCGGCGAGCUGCUGGAGCAGAUGGUGGAGGAGAUCACUGGCUCUCUGUCUGGCCCGGCCAAAGAUUUCUACCAGAGAGAGUUUGACUUCUUCAACAAGAUCACAAACGUGUCAGCCAUCAUCAAACCUUUUCCCAAAGGGGAGGAGAGGAAGAGGGCCUGCCUGGAAGCCAUGUCACAGAUCAAAGUCCAACCUGGCUGUUAUCUGCCCAGUAACCCAGAGGCCAUAGUUCUGGACAUAGACUACAAGUCUGGGACCCCCAUGCAGAGUGCUGCCAAAGCCCCUUACCUGGCCAAGUUUAAAGUCAGGAGGUGUGGAGUCAGUGAGCUGGAAAAAGAAGGUCUGCGGUGUCGCUCAGAUUCUGUGGAUGGAGAAAAAAGUGAAGAGGAGGCGAAGAGAAUCUGCUGGCAGGCGGCCAUCUUUAAAGUGGGAGACGACUGCAGACAGGACAUGUUGGCCCUUCAGAUCAUCAGCCUGUUUAAGAACAUCUUCCAGCUUGUAGGUCUGGAUCUCUACGUCUUUCCAUACAGAGUGGUGGCAACGGCCCCUGGAUGCGGAGUGAUCGAGUGCAUCCCAGACUGCAAGUCUCGUGACCAGCUGGGCCGACAGACCGACUUUGGCAUGUACGAUUACUUCAGAAACCAGUAUGGAGAUGAAUCCACACUGGCCUUCCAGAAGGCGCGGUACAACUUCAUCCGCAGUAUGGCUGCUUACAGCUUACUGCUCUUCCUGCUGCAGAUAAAAGAUCGACACAAUGGCAACAUUAUGCUGGACAGCCAGGGUCACCUCAUACACAUUGAUUUUGGCUUCAUGUUUGAAAGUUCUCCUGGCGGAAACCUUGGUUGGGAGCCUGACAUCAAGCUAACCGAUGAGAUGGUGAUGAUCAUGGGUGGUAAGAUGGAGGCGACUCCCUUCAAAUGGUUCAUGGAGAUGUGUGUGAGGGGAUACUUGGCUGUCAGGCCCUACAUGGACGGAGUGGUUUCUUUAGUGACACUCAUGCUGGACACCGGGCUCCCCUGUUUCAGAGGACAGACUAUUAAACUGCUCAAGCAACGAUUUAAUCCUGGUUUGAGUGAGAAAGACGCAGCUUCCUUCAUCAUCAAAGUUAUCCAGAACUGCUUCCUCAGCAACAGGAGUAAAACCUAUGACAUGAUCCAGUAUUACCAAAACCAGAUCCCGUACUGAAAGUUUGUGCCAAAGCAUGUCUAUAUAUUGAGUGGUACAUGGAGUGAGUGAGCGUGUGUGCCUUUGUUGAUCUCAUGAUUAAAGAUUGUGGCUCUUUGUUUCUGCUGAUUGUUGGAUGUUGUCUCUUGUGUUUGCUUUAGCUUCUUGUUUCCUCUAGGAUUGUAUUUCCUUUUUAUGAGUUGUCUUAUGCCUUAUUUAUCAUGUUUAAAUUAAUGUUUUUUAUUUCAAUUAUGAUAUUGCACUAGCAUCUUGACUUUUGUGCACUUAAAGAAAAAAAAAUCUUGGCACCUGCACGUACAGUAAAUAUUUAAUGAGAGACUGUGCCAAUUUUAGAUAAUUUCUAAUGUUUGUGAAUGUGGAUUCUUUAAUCUGUUGAUUUUUAGAUGGGGUUUGGAUUGUAGCUCAAGUAGGCGGUUAAUUUCUGACCAGUGUGGCCUAACCUGUCAUCUUGUACUUGACUGUACUACUGUGCUUCUCUUUUUAAUGAACCAGUCUGAUUACUUUGACCUGUGGCAUGGUACUUGUCUUGUAUUUACCUGUGGUGACUGACUGUAAAGACGUGGGUGACACUGUCUGUAUUCUGCAGUUACCCUGGCUUUGGGAAUCACUGGGGCUGAGUUUUGUAUAUUUAUCAUUGCCAAAGGGGGGAGGGAAGAUAAUGCAAAUAAAAUUACUUUUUUAUUGUUUUGUGAAUGAUGUUUAAACAAAGCUUGAAUGUUGGGCAGUUGCAUGAAUCUGAGCAUUAACAACCAUGUAGCCUGUGUCCAAUGCAGCUUUUGGUGAAAGUUAUUUUUAGUAAUCCAAAGUGCUGUGCCCCAUGUUCAUAUGGCUUUAGCCUUUCUGUAAUGUUACUGAUUGUAAAGACUUUGCCUCUCUUUGUAUAUUUAUAAUCGCGGCCCAUUUUCUGUCUCCUUUUCUAUCUUCAUGCCUUUUGAAUGAGAAUGAAGAAGAUAUGAAAUCAAAUAAAGA